Racocetra fulgida is the source of this 245-nucleotide messenger RNA. The record is from the annotation of a GenBank genome assembly. NCBI's taxonomy places the organism in Eukaryota, Fungi, Glomeromycota, Glomeromycetes, Diversisporales, Gigasporaceae.
AUGAAAACCAAUAAACGAGUCGCUCCACCGUACAUUUACUUUCAGAUAGGCGAUUACGUCCUACCCGUACCCAACGAUAAGGCGCUUGACAUCGCACUCUCUAAGGACACCUGGUUUGCGAGGUUUAUGAACCGGGAAGAAACGCAAGAAUUAUUGUUGACUGCCAAACAUAAAUUUGACCAGGAUGUUGGCAUAUCACGGAACGACAUGAUCCUAAUCUACGUGCUGGCAAAGAAAGAAGAUGA